Cariama cristata (Red-legged seriema) is the source of this 735-nucleotide messenger RNA. RefSeq names its product endonuclease 8-like 3. The transcript has 3 exons. Gene Ontology annotation, molecular function: zinc ion binding. NCBI's taxonomy places the organism in Eukaryota, Metazoa, Chordata, Aves, Cariamiformes, Cariamidae. The annotation marks the transcript as partial. The record is from RefSeq and is a predicted model, not a curated record.
UUCCAAAGAGGGAGAAUGUUGAAGAUUCUGCACCAUUUAACAUAAACUUAAUGAAGUACCCUUGUAAUGAUUUCAGAAAACCAAGCACAGAAAUAAAGAUCAAUAGGAAAGCUGCAUUUGGAACCACAACUCUUGUCUUAACAGAUUUUGGUAACAAAACUGUUUUGAGAAAUGAUACUCAGAUAUCCGAUGGACAUUCUCAGUGUAUUGCUCCAAAAAGCAAUUAUAAACAAAUACAAAACAAUGUCUAUCAGUCAAGGGGAAGCACAGACAAGGAUUGCUCAACAGGCGUAACUGCUACAGCUUUGUCCUGCUGUAGGCAACCUCUCUCUUUCAAACACAUACAGAAGAAACAGAAAACUGAUCAUGUACCCUCAGUUCGCCAAUAUAAUAUAGCAAUCAGCAUACCUCAAGCUAAUACGACAGAUGAUAUUCAUAUGUUAAGCACGGGCCAUCCUCGCUGCAGUAAACAUGGCCAUCUCUGCAGCCUCAGAAUUGUGAGAAAGGAUGGAGAAAACAAAGGCAGGCAGUUUUAUACCUGUCCUCUACCCAGAGAAACUUCUUGUGACUACUUUCAAUGGGCUGACUUGGAUUUUCCAUUUUGUAACCACGGCAAGCGAUGCGUUAUGAAGACUGUGUUGAAGAUUGGUCCUAAUAACGGAAGGAACUUUUUUGUGUGCCGUCUUGGAAAGGAAAAACAGUGUGGGUUUUUCCAAUGGGCAGAAAGUGGGCCAG